AUUCCUCUUCGCUAUCUCUCACCAUAUCACCCAAGUCUACGCAAUCCAGAAAUGCCUCCUCAACCGCGCACACCCAAGAAAUCCCACACAAUCCAAAACUACUUCACACCCCUCCCAACGCCCAGUAAGACGCACCAUCUCCGCGAUGGUUUCGACGGUGAAGAUGAGAACAGAGCGGAUGAUCUUCGCCUCCCAGCAAGCCCCUGGGCUCCAAGAAGCGGUGUCAUAUACGCGCGCACCAAAAUCGGCGAGAUCAAGUCCGGUCCUGGCCGUAUCACAUUCACCGGCCGCGUCGCCAACUUCCGCGACGUGGAGAAGAACCCCAAGCAGGCUACAGCCGCAAAGGUGCUCUUGAGAAUGACGUUGACGGAUGAAACGGGGGCUAUUGACAUCAAGUUCUGGCUUACUCGGCCAAUGAUGAUCCGGCAAGUCGCGAAGCUGGGAGCACUGGCGACAGUGCACACGACAUUUGUCGCUGCACUCUCAACCAAGGAGAUGGAGAGUAGUGCGGCCAGCUACAUGGUCAGUAUUUCGGAUACAGAUGCAGCCGCAAAUGUGGAGUUCCUUGAAGACAGCGAUGAGAAUUACGCCGACUACAAGUCAGACGAGAGUAAGGGCGGCGAAUUGAUGCCGCUUAAAGUAUUUGUCGAAAGUGGAUCGGAUGUGGACGACGCCAGGCUGCUCGUGUGUAUCAAAUGGAAAGGUUCCAGGAAAUUCAGUGAGAUCCCCAACGCCAUAUCGGGUGAGCUAGAACUGACAGACAGAUCAGUACCCCGUAAAGAUGGAGUCGGCACCGCCGAAAAGCGGGAUAUUGGCGUUUUCGACGACAGCAUGGAAGCCACUCUCACACUGUGGGGUUCCAUGACGACCUCGGCCAAUAGCUGGGAGAUCUCGAAGACAAUUCUACUUCUCACCGCGCCCUGCAUCAGGCUCUGGAGGAAUGAUGUGCAGCUUUCCCUCGGCCCAGCUAGUCUUGUCGGCAUCGACCCGAUCCAUAGGGAUGCGCAGUGGCUACGCUCCUACGCCCAGAAACUCCUGCGGAAACCAGAUCUCUGCCAGCCGUUUCCGUACACGGAAUUCGAUUGGAGUGUGGGAUUGUUUGGCGAUGUUAGGCUGAAGUAUACGUUCGCCGAUAUUGACACGUACGCCAGGAAUAUCGAGGAGUUUGAGCAUCAAGUCCCCGGGAACCAGUGCAUAGGUUACCUCAACGUGGUGAUCGUCGAGAUCAAUAUUGCCACCCUCCACCGUCGAAACAUGUUACUCGUCGGCACCUGCUGCGGAUUCCCCGUCUUCACCAACUCCUCCAGCGCUGUCUGCAAAAAAUGCGACGCCCCUCUCCCCUCGAUCCAACCCAACCCCAACAUCCUCGGCCGCAUCGCCGACGAAACUGGCACGAUAGCAGGCAGCAACCUAAUAAUGUCGGAAAGAGCGUGGCUCAGCUUCCUUGGACGCAGCGGACAGGAGCUCGCCGAGAACACGAGUUCAGAGGUGCUAAGGUACUUUGAUGACUACUUUCUCUUCGCGAGAAUGACCCUCGCGUUCGGGUGGGAUCCUGAGGUCGGGAAGAUUGCUGUGUGGGAUGUGUUGGCUUCUUAGAGGGAGGGUGUUUGCGCCUUAGAGCUUGGGGUUGGGUGUGUUUGCUUCUUGAGUUGGGUGUGUUUGCUUCUUAGAGGGGAUUUGUUUGCUUCUUAGAAAUGGAAGAAAACGAAUGGUAUGUAUGCUCAUAGAGGGUCACUCGAGAGGAUAG
Messenger RNA from Tricharina praecox, 1747 nucleotides. RefSeq lists its product as uncharacterized. Gene Ontology annotation, molecular function: single-stranded DNA 3'-5' DNA exonuclease activity; single-stranded DNA binding. The coding region runs from base 52 to 1596 and encodes 514 amino acids. The record is from RefSeq and is a predicted model, not a curated record. Gene Ontology annotation, biological process: resolution of meiotic recombination intermediates. The transcript is spliced from 6 exons. NCBI's taxonomy places the organism in Eukaryota, Fungi, Ascomycota, Pezizomycetes, Pezizales, Pyronemataceae.